AUGCCAUUUGUCUCAUAUCAUUCAGCAAUUAAGUUAAAGUAUUUUCAUUUUGUAAAUUUUAGCUUGAAAAUUUGUAUUUCUAUCAAAAAGAAGAAUUAUUGCACAAUAUAAAUUUCAUUACAAGUAAUAUUUUUAUUAAAUCUGAGUCUCCUCUUUUCCUUGAGAUCAAAUGCUUUAUCAAAAUAUAAUAAUAGGCAUAUUUUUAAAUGGAGGAUUUGACUCAACAUAAGCAAAUAAUUCAAUAAUCUUAUAAGCUAUUUAAGAUAUUUGGAAGGAAAAAAAAAAGUCAUUUUUCAAAAAUAAUAAUCGAGUUAGAAAGAUCAAGUCAAUUCAAUUAAAUUAUCUAGAAUUAAGAAUUACUAAAAAGAAACAUGAUUUGUAUUUAAAUAGUUUUAAUCCUCAGUUAUUAGGUUGGAACUUAAAAUUAUAAUCUUGCUUGA
Paramecium pentaurelia is the source of this 440-nucleotide messenger RNA. Lineage: Eukaryota; Ciliophora; Oligohymenophorea; Peniculida; Parameciidae. The record is from the annotation of a GenBank genome assembly.